AUUUCCAUAUCCAUGCUAUGGCAGGAGGUCGUCCUGCAGCUGGGUGCUGUUGUUUCAUCAACAAUGCACGUUUUCCAAUUCUAAUUCUUACCACGUUCUGUAUAGCCGCACUUUAUUCGACUCUCAUCUUAUUCAAUCUGCUCACAAUUCUAGAUUCAGAGGUUGAGAUAAGGCCUGUACCCGGUCUUGAUUCUUUACAUGGCAGUUCAUAUAAAGGAUAUAAUCGACUAAAGCGAGAACUAUCUGAAUCAAGGAUUCCUUCAAAAGUAGUACGUUUCGACGAAUCAACUGAAGACGAAGGACAUCCGAUUCUCCCUCCAACUGAGAAACCAGCACCAGUUAUCACCACUGAAACCCCAACAACAAGAGAAACUGAAAAGCCUGUACCUAUAUUUAUCACAAACCGUCCGGAAACUACCACCGUUCGUGCUGUAAGAACUACAACUAAAAAAGUUGAAACUACAACAUCCGACGACGUUGUUGCCAGAGAAGUCGAAAGGACUCUUAAAAAGUUGAGAGACGCAGAAGAUGGUAAAUCUGAAAGUAUUCCCGAACAACUUUUCGAAAAUGUAUCGAAUGAACCAACUGAGACCCUUCCCUUACGCCUCCAAAGAGGUUUAUUGUUUGCAGCAUCUGGACUUGGGGUGAUUUUUGGAAGCUUUGUGACUAUAAAUCUCAUCAAGAAAUUCGGCGUUCGAAAAGUCUUCUCGAUUUGCAUGGUUCAAUCUACAAUUCUGAUUUUAUUGUUCCUGUAUGUGCAGAAAAGAAGCUACAUUUUUCUCCUUCUGACACGUUUCUUACUUGGAUUUUCGUUUUCAUCAGUUUUCCCUGUAAUGGGUAAUUUAUUGAUUCAAUGGGGACCUUUGAAAGAACAACUUAUCUUCAUAACAUCAAUGUUCAUGUUUCUUUCGAUUGGGCCCGUGGUUUCUUGGCCAAUUGCUCACUAUUUCCACGCUCUUGAAAUCUCUUUAGAUAGUGUCUACUACAUUCAAUGUGGUACUCUAGCUUUUCUCACUCUGAUAUGGUCAAUAUUUUAUCGUGAUCGUCCACAAGACCACCCAUGGGUCAGCGGAGUUGAAUUGAAUAAAAUUGUUGCAGGAAAAGUGAAUGAAUUACGAUCAAAUCGUGCACUUGCAGAUGCGUAUACUUCACUUUUCCGAUCAUUGUCUGCUUGGAGCAUCUGGACUUCUGCAUUUGGUCUCUUCUCAGUUACUGCUUUCUUUUCAAUUUAUCUUCCAUCUCUUCUGGCGUCACCCGAUGUUUUUGUUGUUGAAGGACUUGGGAUUCACAGUAGUUUCCCUUUUCAGCUUUUGCCGUUAUCAUGUAUCAUCUUUUCUUCUCUCAACGUCCUCUUCAAACCUUCAACAAAGAUCGUCAGAAUUUUAAAUUUCACGGCAUUUGCCAUUGGCGCAAUUUUGAUGAUCGCUAUAGUUCUCGUCGCUUCACUACAAACCAAAGCCGGACUUUUUUCGCUUCUUCUUAUUUCAAUGCUACCAUUUGGCUUGGCCAUUGUCGCUGGAUUUGUAAGAAGUUUAACCGUCGUUGGAAGAGUUUUUGCCGAGCAAAUUGUGGCAAUGUGUGCUGUUCCAUUUGGACUGGCGUUCUCGAUUCUUCCAAUGGUUGUUACAUAUUCUGUGACUGAAAACAAACUGGCAGAAUGGAUGAAAGUCACAAUGUUCUUAUUUUUCGUUCUUUCUGCUGUCGCCAUCGAGUUUGCAGUUUUUGGAAGAGGUAAAUCAGCGUCGUGGGCUGCUUCGUCUUGGGAUCCGCUUGCAGCUUCUACAAAAAUGCAAUCUCUAGCUCUGAUCGAUUUUAAUCAAGACGAGUGUGGACUUUACGAAAUUCGAAGAGUUGAAUCAAAAAAAUAAAACAAUUGUUUCUUUAAACACUCAUAAUUGGUCAUGCUUUUAAAGCUUGUUAAUUAUUUGCUCAAUAGUUUGCCAAAUUUGACCAAAAUUGUUUUUCAGGUCAACGAAACUGCAUUAUUUCAAUAAUAAAAUCUUAAUUUAAUAUUCAUAUCGCUCUCCCAUUUUUAUCAAAUUUAUUUUUUGUUCCUUCCCGUGUAGUAUCACUUUCUGUACCAUAUUUUCCUGCUGUUUUGUUGUGCUUUUUCACAUAAAUUUUCUCGAACAAAAGUCCUCUGAUUUUCACUGAAUAAACAUGUUUGUUAAC
Molecule: messenger RNA, 2172 nt
Organism: Caenorhabditis elegans
Lineage: Eukaryota; Metazoa; Nematoda; Chromadorea; Rhabditida; Rhabditidae
Gene: T01H3.3
Product: MFS domain-containing protein
Exons: 12
Coding region: 18-1868 (616 amino acids)
Biological process (GO): transmembrane transport
Cellular component (GO): membrane
Molecular function (GO): transmembrane transporter activity
Source: RefSeq, marked reviewed